GAACACGUGACGAGCGUGGCGCACACUCUGUCUUCUCGUAAAGAGUCGCGUGCAUAGGGACACAGUCAUGUCUUUCGGACGCGCAUCACCUGUAGACUGUUACGGGACUUAAGGACAUUUUACUCAAUUUGCAUCAGAUUAAACUCUUUUGAAGGACUUGAAUGCUUUCCUCACAACUGCCAUAAUGAAAAAUGAGCAGAAUUACUCUAUAAUAAACAAAGAGCAGCAAGUUAUCGUCAGUAUCAAAUCCAUAGACGACAUUGGUUAUGAUCUCCAAGAUUCAAUGCUCCUGAAAGCUCUCAGUCCAGAGGAGAACACACAUUGUCGGCGAGGUCUGUACUUCCAGGAUGGCAAGAGACGGGUAGACUACAUCCUCACUUACCAGAUCAAAAAGACCAGUAGCUCAAGACGACAUACGAUACAUCUUAUUGACAACGCCUUUACUCGUACCCUGCGCCGUGGUCGAGGGCCACCGCUGCCCAAAAAUGACCCUGAAGCAGGCUCUCGUGCCCACAACAUGAACCACCACGAUGAUGACAAGUGUUUACGGCGUGAGGAGUUUGAGAUUAACCUGAUGGAGAUGGGCCUGGAGCUGGAGAGAGAAGAGGAGACAAAGACUCCUGGUGUCGGCUUUGUGAAGAUUCACGCUCCGUGGGGUGUUCUCUGUCGAGAGGCAGAAUUUAUGAAAAUGAAGAUGCCUACCAAAAAAGUUUAUGAGGUCAAGCAGAGUAGAGGUGUAUUGGAAAAGAUCACAACAUUCGUCACCAAACUGACAGAUCCCCUUCACCCAAACGUGGAUGAGCACAAAAUACACAACGUGAAGCAUCUUUCGUACCCAUUCUCUAGAGAAAAGCAACAUUUAUUCGAUUUGUCUGACAGAGAUUCCUUUUUCGAUAGUAAAACAAGAAGUUCAUUAGUAUUUGAAGUUUUAAAACGAACCAAGUGCACAAAAGCUACAUUUAGCAUGGGAAUAACUAGUCUACUGGGCAGCGGAGUUUAUACAGCAGCUUAUCCAUUACAUGAUGGUGAUGUUGCUGGAGAAAGCGCAGAGCCAAAUGACAGAAAAUUGCUGUAUGAAGAGUGGGCCAGCUAUAGUGUAUUUUAUAAGUACCAGCCUGUUGGUUUGAUCAGGAAGUACUUUGGAGAGAAGAUCGGUCUAUACUUUGCUUGGCUUGGGGUCUACACACAGAUGCUGAUCCCUGCCUCUUUAGUCGGGGUCUUUGUGUUCCUCUAUGGAUGUGUUACUGUUGAUGAUGACAUUCCUAGUAUGGAAAUCUGUGAUCCGCGAAAGAACGUCACCAUGUGUCCGCUGUGUGAUCGAGUGUGCAGUUACUGGAAUCUGAGCACAGCGUGUGGGACAGCUCGGGCCAGUCAUCUGUUUGAUAAUCCUGCCACCGUCUUCUUCUCUGUCUUCAUGGCGCUGUGGGCUGCUUUCUUCAUGGAGCACUGGAAGAGACGGCAAAUGUGUCUGAACUAUGAGUGGGAUCUCACAGGCUUUGAGGAGGAGGAGGAAGCACUGAAGGAUCACCCACGAGCUGAGUAUGAAUUCAGAGUCAUGCAGAAAUCCCUAAAGAAAGAGCACAGAUCACCAAAGCCAGAGAAAGAAAAGCUGACCUUUAAAGACAGAUUUCCUGCAUACAUGACUAAUUUCAUCAUGAUGUUAUUAAUGAUUGGUGUUACAUUCGCAAUAGUGUUUGGUGUGAUUUUAUACCGGAUAUCAACCAAAGCUGCUCUUGCUAUGAGCUCAAACCCGAUGACCCGCUCGAAUGUGAAGCUGACAGUUAAAACCACAGCAGCCAUCAUAAACCUUGUGGUGAUACUCAUCCUUGAUGAGGUGUACAGCGCUGUUGCACGCUGGCUCACCAUCCUUGAGGUUCCAAAAACAGACAAGAGCUUUGAAGAGCGUCUGAUCUUCAAAACCUUCAUUCUUAAGUUUGUGAACGCGUUCACCCCUAUCAUAUACAUCGCUUUCUUUAGAGGCAGACUCGGUGGACGUCCUGGAAGUUACCUUUAUGUGUUUGAGUCCUAUCGUAUGGAGGAGUGUACUCAAGGUGGCUGUUUAAUGGAGCUCUGUAUUCAGCUCAGUAUCACCAUGCUGGGCAAACAACUCAUCCAGAACAAUCUCUUUGAGAUAGGCAUACCUAAACUGAAAAAGUUAAUCAGGUUCAUCAAAUCCAAAAGAGGAUCUUUCCAAGAGGAGGAAUAUGAGAAGAAGUUACAGCGUUAUGAGACAGAUUAUUUCUUGGAGCCGUUUGUUGGCCUUACGCCCGAGUACAUGGAGAUGAUAAUCCAGUUUGGUUUUGUGACUCUCUUUGUGGCAUCCUUUCCAUUGGCACCUCUGUUUGCUCUCCUAAACAACAUUAUUGAAAUUCGUCUGGAUGCCAAGAAGUUUGUUGCAGAGCUCAGACGACCUGUUGCAGCAAGAGCCAAAGACAUUGGAAUCUGGUAUAAUCUUCUCAGAGGAGUCGCAAAAGUGGCAGUUAUAGUCAAUGCAUUCGUGAUCUCCUUUACUUCAGACUUUAUUCCACGGCUGGUCUAUCAGUAUAUGUACAGUCCAGAUGGAUCAAUGCACGGCUUUGUCAACCACACUCUCUCAUACUUUAAUGUCAGUCACUUUCAGAACAGCACCUCACCGCUGGAGCCCUUAUAUCUGGGCUUUCAUGUGGACAUCUGCAGGUAUAAAGACUACAGAGAGCCUCCUUGGUCUCCAACACCUUACGAAAUCUCCAAACAGUUCUGGACCGUUUUGGCAGCCAGACUAGCAUUUGUCAUUGUCUUUCAGAACGUGGUCAUGUUGAUGAGUGAUGUGGUGGACUGGAUCAUCCCAGAUAUACCCAAAGACAUCAGUUUACAGAUCCAUAAAGAAAAGGUCCUUAUGAUGGAUCUGUUUAUGAAAGAGGAACAGGGAAAGACACAGAGAGCGGAGAGUGGCUUUAAGGAGUCACUUACACGCUCCCGCUCCGUCUCUCACACACCCUACAAAAACUACUAACAUCAUAUAAAACUUAAUCGUUACAUUCCAGUGACGAACAAUAAACCAUAUCGCCAGUCUCCACUGCCUUUUCUCCCAUACUGUACACUACUUAUGUUUUUUGUAAUGUGAUAUUUCUUUUUGUAACACUAAAUUGAGAUUUUUUUCAUUCUGUCAGUGAACUUCAUGACAUGACAUGAGCUCUUCUUCACAUUGGUAAAUACAGUUGAUAAGAGUCUUGCUGAGCAAGUUAUACGUCAAAUGUUGAUAUGUUUAAAGUUUGCGAACAUGUCUCAUAUAGUGACAGUUUAAAGUAACACUAUUUAUUAGCCCCCCUAAAAAUUAUUGAGGCUAUCUAUUGGCAUGGUAGCACAUUUUCAAAUUAAAUUCACAAUAACAAAAUUUAAUAGUGGUUAUACAGAAGUGUGUUUGGUUUCUCAAACAAGUUUAAAUAUGUGUAAAUAUUUUGUCCAGGGGGCUCAUUUAUAAAAUGCUGCGUAAAAACCAUCCUACAUUUGAUCUUACGAUCACUUAACAAAGAUGCGUACGUGUGAUUCAUAAACCGAACGUACGCGCAGAAAACGCGCGUACCCCUUUCAAAUCUAUAAAUCGCAAAUGAACUUGAACUUGUGCGCGCAGCCGAGCAGUUUCAGAUCUCCGCCUUUAAACGAUGCGUAAUUAAUGUCAGACAUAUAAAAGAGCGCUUGUCAAUUUUUAAACCUAAUUUCAAACAGCAAGAAUGGCUUAUAUUUCCAAAAACCUGCAGCAAUCAGACAAGCAAACGUGCGUACGUCUGCUCAGCCCCUGACGUGGCGCAAAGCACUUUUCCACGUCAAAGGCGGUUUUUAUAAAUAUGGACUUUGCCAUGGAUUUUUGCCUACGCACACUUUACGAUCAAAUCUGUUCGUACGCACGCUUUAUAAAUGAGGCCCUAUGAGUUUGAUUUAAAACACAAAAUAGAUGACAGUUUAAUGUCUUAUCAGUGCAUAUUCAAAUUCAUAAGUCAAAUUCAUCAUUAUACAUUUAUUUCCCGGACAAGGCUUAAUCUAGUCCCAUAUUAAAAUGCAUGUUUGAGCUGCCUUAAUUUAACAUCAUCUUGCACUGACAAAUCUUAACAUAUCAGUGCCAUUGUUUUGUCUCAAGAUGAACACCAGUAUUGUUUUUUAUGAAUUUCCUUAAGGUUCUAGUGUCUUUGCAGUUCUCAUACAAAUACACAGAUUUUUGCAAAUUAUAAAAAUGCGUUUGUCUAAAAACGUUGAAGAUAUCCAAGGGAUUUUUUUCUUGGCAGAGACCUGUCAUUUAGGCUUAUUCAGUUAUUAAUCACAUAUUCUUUAUCUACAUGAUACACAUUUGCAGAAUAUUUGAUUACACACUUGUAUAAUAGUUCAUUUUUAUACUGCCUUAAAUUAUUUCUACAUCUGACACUUUUCAUAUUUAGCUUUAAUUGAUAUCAAAUGUAUUGUGUGUCUGUAUUUUAUCAAAGCACCACAGUUAAGGUACUUGACAUCUGUUUAUCCCAUCAUUCAUCCAAUUCAUACACAUAGACUGUAAUACUGCUAGGAUAUAUGCAAUACUUGUGUAUUUUUUAAACAAACUGAUAUUGUACAGUAAACGCCUCAGCAUUAUAAAGCAGUUAAAUGCUCUGUGCUUGAAUAUCUUUAAGGUCUUUAAAAGAGUAGAAUAGUUUUUAAAUAUUGAACAAUGUUACUUUUUUGAAACAAAGCAAAUGUGUUAAUUUUGAAGACUGAGGUAGGCAAAUGUAAAUAAUGACAAUACAGUAAAUGUCUGCUUCUUACACUAGAAACACUUUGUAUUUAGUGAAAUCAGCAGCGGUGUAGUCAUGUAACUAUACAGAACAUCUACAAUAAAGACUGCUUAUUUAA
Molecule: messenger RNA, 4854 nt
Organism: Paramisgurnus dabryanus
Lineage: Eukaryota; Metazoa; Chordata; Actinopteri; Cypriniformes; Cobitidae
Source: RefSeq, a predicted model, not a curated record